AUGGCGUAUGUCCCCCUGGCUCUCUCCCUCCUUGCGGGGCUCCUGUCUCCGGCUUACUGCUCUACCCAGAUUGGUACAGCUAAAGUGUGCAAGAACGCCCCCUUCAUCCCAAGAUACAACUUGAUAGGCAAGGGAUAUGACAUCGUCACCCUGAAGAGGAAAGGGGCUUACCUGAUUGACAUCACCACCUACAUGACCCCAAAAGGCACCUGCAAACUGAUCAAAAACCCUCUCCACGGAAACCAACUGCAGAAGCUGCCACUCGCUGCAAAAGAUUUACAAGCUUUUACUCGCUGUAAUUCCUAUGUCUACCAGUCUAUGGAGUCUUCAGUCAGUAAAGUGGUCAGUACCAUUGCUUACCAAGACAGCAGUGACUGGAAGACUAUGGAGACUUGGAGGUGGGAGGGACACGCUCUGAUGCAUACAACUUUGUAUCAACAAGAGCUAAAGAAGACAAUUUUACUUUUAGUAUCCACCGCUCCUCUUGUAGGCACUACAGGUAGGAUAUGUGUGUGCAGAUACCGGGUGUCCAGUACUCCUCCUCUGAGCUCUGAGUUUCGAAAGGACGUGUCCCUGCUGCCCUCCUCAUACAACUCCUUCACCAAGGCCCAGUACAGACGCCUUAUCAGCACCUAUGGCACACACUACAUCCGACAGGCAUAUUUGGGUGGACGAUUCCGACGUGUGACGGCUGUGCGAACCUGUUUGUCCUCCCUCAACGGCUUUUCCUCUUCUGAGGCACAUAGCUGUCUCUCUCUGGGCAUAAACCUGGGCCUGGGCAAGUACGAUGCAUCUGGGACUGUAAACUACAAGAGCUGCCAGAACCUGCUUCAGAACAAGGAUGUGGCCACCUCGUCCAGCACGGGCCUGCACCUGCACCACACAGAGGUGGUGGGAGGCACGGGCUGGGACGGAGACUUCUCCCUGCUCUUCAACAACUCGCAGAGGUACAACGCGUGGCUACAGUCGCUCAAAGACCACCCCGACAUAGUGCAGUACUCGCUCCGACUCAUGUCCGACCUGGUGCCAGACUUAAAGAAGAGACCACAUGUGAACGCCGCCAUUGUAGACUACCUGAAGGAAAACGGCAUCAGUAAAAAAGACGAGAAACCGUGUGGAGUGAACUGUUGUCCCAAAAGGGCGUGGAGUGGAGGAAAACUCAAGACACUAAAAAGGGCGUGGAGUGGUCUGCUCACGGUGACUAUAGUCCGGGCCUGGGGACUUAAAGGAGACUUCAUUGGUAAAACUGAGAGUUAUGCCAAGAUGUGGUAUGGACCGCACUACCGCCGGACUCGAGUCAUCAGGUCCAAUUACCCAAGAUGGAAUGCACGCUACGAUCUGGGCAUGGUGGACACUCACGCUGUCCUGAAGAUCGAGGUGUGGGAUAAGGACUGGGGGAGGGAUGACCGCUUGGGCUCCUGCAAGCGCUAUCCCAUCCAGGGCACCCACACCUUCACCUGCAACGCCAAGAGGGGAGGGGUAGAGGUGCGCUACACGCUAACCUGCAACCAGCAUCUGACCGGGUCACGCUGUAAUAAGUACAAACCCACUCCACACACAUAA
Periophthalmus magnuspinnatus is the source of this 1563-nucleotide messenger RNA. RefSeq names its product perforin-1-like. NCBI's taxonomy places the organism in Eukaryota, Metazoa, Chordata, Actinopteri, Gobiiformes, Gobiidae. The coding region runs from base 1 to 1563 and encodes 520 amino acids. The record is from RefSeq and is a predicted model, not a curated record. The transcript is spliced from 10 exons.